AUGUCCCAAGAUCUUGGAACAAGGAGACUACUCCCACAGAGCUCACAAAUGCAAAACUUUUCAUUUGCGCCAACAAGUUAUGGCCCGAGAGAGAAUCAAAAGAAUUAUGUCUUCGUUGACGAACAUAAUCGCCACAAGCGUUUGAAGGUGAUGCGAGCUUGUGAGGGAUGUCGGAGAAGAAAAAUAAAGUGUGAUGCUGCAACGACGAAUACCUGGCCAUGCUCCGCUUGUACGAGGCUCAAGUUAGGAUGUGUUCCUCCAACGGUGAACUACGAUCGCGAUUUCCAGCAAAACAACCAAACCUUCGAAGCAGACGCGGGGCAAUAUGAUAAUGGGGGCAAUUCCGGCGACGGUUAUCAACAACAAGUUCCGAUACAACAGCAAAUGCCAGGGCCUUCGAAGGUGGUUCCUCCAAUUUACACGCAGCAACUUCCAUACCCUGAUCCGAAUACUAUGUACCAACCCAUUCCAUACGGAGGACCUUCGAGUGCUCAUAGCCAACAGACCAUGCACUAUAAUAGCAUUCAAACUCCAGUCAGCGCGCUCGGUCAACAUACAGAGUAUUCACCACAAGCGGUAUAUCCUUCGGCCUCUAUGCAACAGCAGACCCAUAGUUCACCAGAAAAUUAUAGCCAAAGUGAAUAUGGCGGGGAUAAUCUAGCCGAUUUACUGGGAGAGCUUAAGAUGAACCCGGCAGGCACAGCUCCAUACCUGAACAACAAGGACAGGACCAGGACUUUGGUUGAGGAACCGGCCUUUGAAGACAUCGAUGAAUACAAGAACGCUUUACCUCCACUUACGGUGAGCGCAGAUAUGAAGAUCAGAAUACCCCCGGAGCUUCUCCCAGACGAACAGACCAUCCUGCAUUAUUUUGAUAUGUAUUUCACCAACGUACAUCCUUACGUACCGGUCCUUAACAAACCCCUUUUCUACCACCAAUGGCAUACGAACCGAGAUGCGAUCUCACCUUUGAUACUUGAAGCAAUAUUUGCAAUCGCUGGAAGACUUGAUGAUGAACCAGCGCAGGGACAUCAGUGGCUCGCCCUUGCUUCCAAACAUGCCGAUGCUUUUAUGGAUGUACCUCGAUUGAGCACCCUUCAAGCAAACCUAAUAAUACUUAAAGCAAGAGAAUCUGCACCUAAACGUGGAUACUACUAUCGCUCAUGGAUGACUGUGGUGGCAUGCGUUCAAAUGGCGAAGGAUUUGGGUCUGGACGAGCACUAUGAAGACCAUAAGGCAGGUAGAACCUGUGGCUCUGAUCUUGCCGAUUGCAUUACCAAAACUCGGGUAUGGCAAACCAUCUUUGUUGUUGAAUUGAUGAUCGGUUCUCCACAAGGCCGAACGGAUCUCGCGGUUGAUAUGGAAACGCUUGACUUGAGUGUCCCGAGGGCUGGAAUCGACAGCGGGGAGCUCACUAUCACACGCAAUUUUACUUGGUUCACACGAGUUGUUCGUAAUGUCCGGAGAAUGAAUAACGUGUACGCCAGGGUCAAGAAGAGAAAGGAGUGGGGUAUCGAUCCAGACUUCGUUCAACUGAAUCCAUCCUUCGAGACUUGGAUGAACGAUCUACCCGAAACUUUGCAAAUCGAUUUUCCAACGGAUGGAUCUCCUCCAUGGCUGCCCACCCAUUUCAUUGGCAACCUUCACUCCUAUUAUUACCUGAGUAUCAUUAUGCUUCAUCGACCGCAACUCACUUUCAUGGAACCAGGCGCGGACGGAGGAUGGAAGCACCACAUGCUCAUCUGCUAUAAUUCUGCAAAACUUCUUUGCAGACUUCAGGAGGGUGUCUUACAAUCAUUUGGGUUGACUGGUCUAUUAUGCAUGCAACGAGGCAUUAAUUUCACCAUAUAUUGCGUACUGACCUGCACAGUUCUGCAUUUGGUUGCAAUUACGUCUCCGGAUCCAGAUCUCAACUCGGACGCCCGAGAAUACUUCACCAGACACAUGAGAAUCCUCGAAAGGUGUACCAGCUCAUGGCCCAUGCCAGAUAUGCAACAACAGAUUGAGUCACUCAGACAAGCAUUUUCAGCUGACAUUAGGAAGCCUUUCGUUUUGAAACCAUCUUUCCCAUAUGGUAGUCCAGGAGCACCGGCCAAUAUCAGCCCUGCCCGAGGAAACGCUCAACAAUAUCGUCAAGGAAGUACCUCUAUGGAGAUUCAAAAUUUGGGACUUCAAAAUGCCCAGCAGGAACAAGUCAGUUAUACAAGCCAUCCCAUAUCACCACCCAUAUCAGCUGGGAGCGUAGACACGAAAAGUGACUCUCCCGCCGUACAGUCUCUGGUAAUGAUGGCCACUGGUCAAAGAGCUCCCGUUCCAAUUGCUAGCGGGGUUCCAAUGGCAGAGCAUGCCUCAUGGAACCCGUCAAAAAUUUUUGACCAAUGGAACCACACUUUCGGUACGCCUCCCGCUUCGAGCAGCUCUGCUUCUGAAAAGACCCCUCCUCUAAAAACUCCCUCUUCAGGUGCACAAGAACUCCCGACCCUCCCCGAGAUGCAAAUUCUUCCCAAUGUGAGCUUACCGCCAGGCUUGCAGCAGCCCAUGCCUCCACAGCAGUAUUCUGGAGCUCCAAUCCCAUCUUUUGUGAGCCCGAGUAUGUGGCAAGAAUCGGUUGCGAAUGUAUAUGAAAGUGGGAUUAAGAGACAUUGGGAUUACUCUGAUCCAAAUGAGAUGGUGAAUCCGAUUGCGAAACGAAGAGGUUGA
Molecule: messenger RNA, 2700 nt
Organism: Sclerotinia borealis F-4128
Lineage: Eukaryota; Fungi; Ascomycota; Leotiomycetes; Helotiales; Sclerotiniaceae
Source: the annotation of a GenBank genome assembly